AUCUGUAUUCAUAAAGAUACGUUUGACAAAAAUUACCUAAGUGCAUUCAUUUAUGCAGCAGCAUAAACAAUUAUAUUAAAGUUGUCUGGAAAAGGCACAAUCAAAAUGUCCACCCUUUAACAACAUCUUACAGUCAUAAGUACCCACAAGUAUUGUAAAACUGGAAUCAUGAAGCUAAUUUUAAAGCUAAGAAUGACAAACAAAAAAUUGAUAUUAUUUAAAUUGCUUAUGAAAUACUACAUUUCAUCGAGUCUGGGGGCCCCUCGAGCAGUUUUCUGGACAGGGACUGGUGUAAACAGCUCUGGGCUGACUCUCAAAGGCGUGGGAGUGGCUAACAGCAGUGUUAGGUUUUAAAUCCACACGUGGUUCGGGUCUUGGGCUUGUUUGGAACAGCAGACGCUGCUGGAAACUUCUGACCAACUCAUGCCAGCGGAUUGCCCACGUCUAUCACCGCGGGGGCAGACGGGAUCGGACGAAAGUUUUUGAUAACUCAGCAAAAUGCCCUCGUACCCUAAACUCAACCAGUUUGCUGACCUGGAAGAGAUGAUGUGCAAGCAGUUACUCAAUCUUGGCCUGAGGGAGCCAAACAGACCACUGCCACCCAUCAGUCUGGCAAUGAGAACACCAGGUUACAUCGGUCAGCCACGUAGCAGCACAUCAUUUUCCCUCUCGUCUCUCUCCAACCUCCCCACUGAUCCUUCAGACAAUGUAUUUCUGACCUCCAGCCAGUGGGGGCAGCAGUCAGAAAGCCCACUGCCCUCCCAGCUUGUUAAUUCCUCCCAGUGGGGAAAGUCAGGCUUUCUUGCCCAGCGCUCAAUCAGCAUGGUAGAGACCAGCAGCACCACAGCGGCAAGUCUAGGCUGGCCCGGGACUGACGUAAAGUACUCCCAAUGUGACAUCAGUCCCACUGCACUGAACACUAGCUCCUCCUCAUCAACUUCAUCUGUUUCCACGUCCUCUUCCUCAUCCCGUUAUAAGACUGAACUGUGUCGAUCUUUCACUGAGAACGGGUUGUGCAAGUAUGGUGGGAAGUGCCAAUUUGCCCACGGGCCAGAGGAGUUGCGGGAUCUUAACAGGCAUCCGAAAUACAAAACUGAGCCGUGUCGCACAUUUCACACCAUCGGCUUCUGCCCCUACGGGAUCCGCUGCCACUUUGUCCACAACAACGAGGAAGAAAAAAAGUAUUCCUUCUCUCGUUCCUCCUCGUCCUCUUCCUCCUCCUCCAGCAUUCCCCAGCAGCUGCCUUGCUCCUCCCGCACUCACAAACCUCCUCUUGUCAGACAGAGCUUCAGCUUUGCUGGGUUUCCCUCUGCUCCUCAGCAAGGCCUUCAGCACGCCCUUACCGCCACCUCUUCUUUCACACCUGCUCCCUCUGCAUCUCCUCCUUCCUGCGCUGACAUCACUGACCUCCUUUCUCAUGCCUUCCUGGAGAUGGACUCUGCCUUUGAGGCCUCUCCGGCCCAUCAGUACCCACCCCCCGUGGGCCAGGCCACUGCAGCAGAUUCCCGGUCUCCGUUCUUGCCUUCUCCAGACUCCGGCUGCUCUCCAUGUGGGCUCUCGCCGACUGGCUCCCCUUCCUUGAGGCAGAGUCCCAGUGCCACUGGGGUCUUUUCGGGGCCACUGGGUGCCCGAUCCCUGUCCUACACUUCUCUGUCAGACCAGGACCAAGACGGAGGCAGCUCUGCUAGCUCGCUCAGCGGCUCAGAAUCCUGCAGUGGCAUUAGCGAAAGCAAUGGCAGGCGUCUGGCGGUAUUCAGUCAGCUCUCUGUUCCUGAGGAUGCUACUGGGUUCUGCCUUUAGGCUGCAGUGCUUGAACACAAACAUACAUAUUUACAUACAUCCAGACAGACAGGACCCUGAACAGACCCUGAAUGCUCGAGGAUCAGUAAUACAGCACACACACACACACAUCCACACUCAAGCACACACAAUGCUUUGACACACACAUGCACAUUCCCCUCUCACACACAGCCAUUGGACCAACACCUCAGACUUUCUUUGCACCUGUGUGGCGUCAAAGGAAACAAAGACUUUUGUGACUGACUCAAAACGCUGACAGAGAUUCGCCUGUUAGAUUUUCGUGGUUAAAAAAUGUGCGUAAGGGAAGCCACAGUGAUGCUAUUACUGAAAGGUGUGUUGCCAUCAGAGUACAUAUCAAGAUAGGAGUCUAAUUGUUCUGAAAGUGUUUGAUGCUUUAUCAAAAUAACAUGUUGAGAUGGCAGAUUGCGAGAAAGAUAUUGUAAUCACAGUGUGAUUGGCCUCAGUGCCGUCUGUUGUUAAGUCCAACCACUCUUUUCAUAUUUACAUUUUAUCAGCGUCGUCUGAGUGAUCUAAAGAAUGUGAUAAAGCCAAAGACAUCUGUUUGUAGCUCAAACUCUUAAGUUAUGGUAGGACAGACACACAGUGUGACUUGUGUUCAGGAGGUGUUGUCUUUCCAUUAACUGUAAUCAGUAUUGUUUUGAUAAGCUGGUGAUUAUUUUUUUUUUUUCCUCCUCGUAACUGUACAGUCUGAGGUUAUGUUUAGAUCACUGGCCUCAGACCUGAAUGUUAAGUUUUUAAACAGCUAAAGUGCCUGUAGUGUUAUUUAACAGGUCAUGUUAGUGUUGAACCAACAUUUGCUGGGUUGCAAGGAGAGAUGUGAGGAGCGGUCUGAGUCUGUUUUUUUUUUUUUUUUUUUUUAGUCACAUAAGCUAGUGUGAGUUCAGGUCUCUUUGUUGUUUACUACAAGUGUUGCUCUUCUCUUCUGUUGGCAAACUGCCACUGGUAAAAUGCCAAAUGACCAAAUUUAACCUGUCUUACAAGAGGAGGAAAGGGGAGCCAAGUGGUCUUGAUCAUACUUCAAAUCCUGUGUUCAUGAUAUAUCAUUAUCUGUAUGACUUGCCAAUAGGGUAAACAGGAUAUGGGAAUUUUAUGGGCUAGUCUACACUGAAAGUCAAAGGUGGACAAAAGCCUAAAUGAGAUGCCAUCACAUUAUUUUGCAUCUAAAUUAUAUGGAAGCUGAUACGAUGUGAGCAUAGCUUGGGUUUCAAGGUGCUAAGUUCAAGUUAAAUGACUUCACAAAAGUCCUGUUUUUACCUCUGGCAUAUUUCUCUAAAAAACAUUUGUGAUGCUAAUGUGUAUUCUAGCUAAUCUUAAACACAAACAUUCCCAGGAGUGGGUUUUUUUGUUUCCCUUCCUUGUCCACAGGCAGCACUGGCAUCACAGUUUUGAUCAAUUCUCAUGUUUUUGCAACCACCCAAUCAUCCUCCAUCUCUCUGUCAUUCAGUAUUAAUUCUCCCUGUUACUGCUUUGUACUGUUAGGAAUGUGAAGUGCAGUCACAUCUAUGUAUACUGCGCUCCCAGGUCUGUUGCCUUACUGUACUAGACCCAGCAUACUGUAGGUUUAGAGUAUGUAUGCUUAGUGUUUUAGAAAUGUUACUGAGCUGUUUUGUGUGUUUAUGAUGUAGUUUGUUAGAAGAGCAGACACUGUGCUGUUAACUGGUCUAUUUAAAAUUGCCUUUUCAUCAACAUGUUUUAGGCCUGUUCAGUGUUUAAGGUGAUAAUCUUUAGUAAAUUAAUUUCUUUAAUUUAUUUUAAUGUAUUUAUAGAGGACUUUGAGUUGUUAAUGCUUGUAUCAAGUUUAAUAUAUUUGGGUUUCUUUUGCUUUUUUGUACUGGAAAUAAAGUUUUGUUUUUUGUUUGUUUUUUUAAAUAAAUUGACUGCUUUAGUUGAUUUUA
Molecule: messenger RNA, 3716 nt
Organism: Lates calcarifer (barramundi perch)
Lineage: Eukaryota; Metazoa; Chordata; Actinopteri; Centropomidae
Exons: 2
Coding region: 499-1800 (433 amino acids)
Molecular function (GO): metal ion binding; mRNA binding
Source: RefSeq, a predicted model, not a curated record